Molecule: messenger RNA, 3924 nt
Organism: Danio rerio (zebrafish)
Lineage: Eukaryota; Metazoa; Chordata; Actinopteri; Cypriniformes; Danionidae
Source: RefSeq, a predicted model, not a curated record
UUGACCAGCUAAAACCAGCCAAUGAUCCUAGGCUGGUUUAAGCUGUUUUUGUCAGUAGGUUGUUAAGGAUAGAGAAGUUACUCUCUGGAAAGUCUAAAGUUUGUUUAAAUAUAGUCAUUAACUAUAAAUACCAACCAUAAUACGUUUGUUUUUCAUAAUAAUUAUUUGCUUCAAGCUGUCUUUUUUAUGUAUUUUUAUUAUUCUUACAUUUUGUUAGCUGUUUUUACUGGUUAUACUUAAGGAAACUAUAUAUCUGUCAGCCAUGAAGUAUUUAAUUUGCUUUUUAAUUAUGUUCAGUGCAUUUUUAAAAACAUUUUGUGCUCAAUUUCACCUCAUAUAUAUGAUCUAGAUGAAUUUUAGUUCACAUUAGUAAUUGUUUUUUUCUCGUAAAUUGUAUUUAUUUAUCCCGCCUUGCCGUGAUGACGUCAACGCUGACGCGUUCAUUCAGCGUCGAGUCUUCAGAGCUGAGCUCUGCCACCAUCAGUGAAAGACAAAUACAGAGUUUAUUGAAGGACAGUGAGAAGAUGAGUGAUCCAGAACCCUGCACAAUUAAACAGGAAGAGACUGAAGAACUAAUAGAUGUGAUGGUGAAGGUAGAGAAUGAAGAACUGAGUGAAGAUGAGGAGAAACAUCAUGUCAAAAAGGAAGAAGAAACUCGGAUAAAAACCGAACAUGGUGUGUCAAUGGAAACAACAACCAUAAAAGGUUUGACCUGCACUCAUUGUGGAAAGAGUUUUCGGGACAAAUACAAUCUGAGGACUCACAUGAUGAUCCACACUGGAGAGAAACCUUACAAGUGUUCACACUGCGACAAGAGAUUCUAUACUUCAGCACAUCUGAAAACACACGAGAGGACGCACACUGGAGAGAAACCUUACAAGUGUUCACACUGCGAGAAGAGAUUCGCAGAUUUAGGACACAUGAAGACACAUGAGAGGACUCACACUGGAGAGAAACCGUACCGCUGCUCUGAUUGUGGGAAUAGUUUCAAACUAUUUUCUUAUCUACAAAGACACACAAAAAAAUAUCACGACCUGACUGUGAGGAAGGAAGGUGAAGAGAUGAGUGAAGCCAUGAAGGUCCAUCUUAGUACAGUUCGAAAAGAGAAGAAACAUUCAUGCUCUUGGUGUGGAGUUGGUUUCGCACGUCAGUCGUGUUUAAAAAUACAUGAGAUGAUCCACACUGGAGAGAAACCUUUUAAGUGUUCAGACUGCGACAAGGGAUUCACUCGAAUAGAAUUUCUGAAAAAACACAAGGUGAUUCACACGGGAGAGAAACCGUUCAAGUGUUCACACUGCGACAAGAGAUUUGUUCGGUUAGAUUGCCUGACAAGACAUGAGAGGGUUCACACUGGAGAGAGACCUCACGCAUGUCCUGAGUGUGGGAAGAGUUUCAGAAUAGAAGCAGAUCUUCUGCUGCACAUGAGGAUCCACACUGGAGAGAAAGCACACAGAUGUGAGCAAUGCGGCCGAACAUUUGUAGUGGCUUCACUGCUGAAGGACCAUCUCGGAAUUCAUACAAAGGAGAAGCUUUAUUCAUGCUCUGAGUGUGGAAAGAGUUUUACACGACAGUCGUAUUUAAGAAAACAUCAGGAGGUGCACAAUAGUGUGAGGAAGCAUGUGUGCAUCGAGUGUAAGAAGACUUUUACUAGAGCUCACUCGUUUAAACAGCACAUGAUGAUCCACACUGGAGAGAAACCGUACAAGUGUUCACACUGCGACAAGACGUUCAAUCAGAUACCAACACUGAAAGCACACGAGAGGAUUCACACUGGAGAGAGACCGUACACAUGUACUCAGUGUGGGAAGAGUUUCAGGCAGUCAUCAAACUUUUCUAAACACUUGAGGAUCCACACUUCACAGAGUCAUACUGAAGAAUCUAAUUAAGGAUCUGAGAGUCCUUAUAGCAAACCUAUGUGUGUUGCUUCAAGAAAACAACCAUUCGUAACAAUUUUAAUUUGUUUAUAUUUAUUUAUUAUUUAUUUUAAUCAUAUGAUUAUUAGUCAUUUAUAUAAUUAUCAUAUUUUAUUGAUUAUUUGUAGGUCCACACGGAAUCUGCGCAUGCAGAAAUCCGCAGAUUUUUAGCCGAUAAUCAAGUCAAUUGUUUACUUGUGUAAAUUUAUAUUUAUUCAGUUUUUGAAUUAAUUUGAGUAAUAAUAUUGACUAAUAUGAAAAAGGUUAUUUGAUUUAUUUACAAUACAGUAGUCUUUUAGUAGAUAUAUUAUAUGAGAGACUUGCUUUGUUAACCAAAUAAGUGGAUCUAGAUCACGGGUGUGCAAACUCGGUCCUGGAGGGCCGGUGUCCUGCAUAGUUUAGCUCCAACUUCCUUUAAAGCGUCACGAAACACCAAAACACAUGUUUUGAGCUGUUGACUGUCGUAUAUGUGUCCCACACUGCUAAAAACACUAUUAGGACACCUAUAUUUCACUAAAAAGUGUAAAUUGGUUGUUUUUGCGUUAUUUCAAGCAAAUUCGUACUUCCGAUUUGAAACGAAUUUUUGAAGCUGCGUCACGGUCAUGACAUAAUAGCGUGUAUUCCAGCGUGCAGACUGGACGUCUGUGCCAGAGUGUGUCUUAUUACGUCUUACAGUGUGAUGCAUUAAUGCAUGAGUAAGGCUUGAUUCAAACCAAUCAGCGCGCUCUAUUGUGCAACUUCAUUAAUAUUCAUUACUGUCACAGUGUUUAGACGACAGAGACGCCACGUUGUGUUGGCAAAACAAGCGUGAAGUGUUGCUUUUAUAGUUUGCUGCAGUGAAGUUUUGUUUUCAUUUUCUCUCUGUGAGAGCGCAGCUGGAGUCACGUGGAUUAACAGUGUACGCGACGCUCGACAACAGUAACUUGCGUGUCUAAGGAGGAUUAUUGUUUACCUGAGAGAGUUUUUUUUUUCUCUGAUUCGCCGUGCGGUAUCAAACAUUGCAUGAAAAAUACACGCUUAGAGCAGUUCCUCGAAUCAAAUAUCUCGUUUGUCGCGAGGGGCAUGAAUGAAUUCCCUGAAUGAAAGAGCCAAACUGCAGUUAAAGUCCACCAUUUAAUAAUUUGGCAAAUAAUUCGAUUACAGAUGUCCAUGUAAACACCAUCACUUUUUCCCGUGUUUGUGUGUGUGUUUGUGUGUGUGUUUUGACUUGCGCGUGCCCAAAUAGACACUCCCACACCAUCCCACUUUAGUUCCUCCGACACUCCCCCCUAAACAGAGCUGGACACGCCCACUUUUCUGACUUUUUCCAAAGUAGAGGUGUGAAAACACCCUGCUGAAACGAGGGGGUUUCAUGGCCCUUUAACACACCUCCCUGAAAGUUUUUAUCAUACCUAGUAAGAGCUUGAUUAGCUAGUUCAGGUGUGUUUAAUUGGUGUUGGAACUUAAAUAUGCAGGAAACUGGCCCUCCUGGAAUGAGUUUGGACACCCCUGAUCUAGAUGCAUUUGCAUUGUAAGCAUAAAAGUCUCGAUCCCAAAAAGUUAAGAAGGUAUUAUUUUUUCAUAAAUAAAGUUUUUAGUUUUGAUACUCCAAAAAUAAUUCUGCAUAAAUCCACAGAUUUUGAUUAAAUUCUCAGCAGAAAAAGCAAAAAAUGUCCACAGAUUCUGUCUGGCCCUAAUGAUUGGUUAAUAAUUUGAUGUUUUUUUUUUUUAAUUUUAUUAUGUUUUUAUAUUUUAUUAUGACAUUUUUUUAUAAUUAUUGCUUUAUUACCAUCUCCUUUUUCCAUUUUGUUGUAAUCGUAUGACUGUGUGGUCUCAAGCGACACUCAAUUUCAUGAGUAAGAGAUAAGAGAAUGUCUCCGUUUCAAGGUCUGUAUUGUCUCUGGACGAUGUGGUGAAGCAUUAAUUUUCCAUUGCUGUUGCUUGUGGUAUAAUAACACUUGUUGGGUUUGUCCUGGAGCAUUUAAUCAUACGCAACUAAGAUUAUUAAAUAAACUCUGCUCUUACUUCAUCA